UUAAGUUCCUAUCGAUAUAUUGGGAUUCUUAUGUUAGUGUCAUCGAUAUGUGUAUUAAUGACACCACUAUAUUCGGUUGCCAUUUUCGCUUAACAUAUUCUAUGAUUGUACGAAUUUUGUAGAGAUUUGAUUGACAUUGUAUCAUUAAAAGAAACAAUGGUUUCGAUGCAAUUCGUUUUGCAGCCUCUCCCUGGAACAGAUGAACAAUUCAUUGAAAGGAUUCGCGAAGUGUCUGAAAAAGUUAACCGAUUUGGUUAUGGCACCCAUCGAAUAUUUGAACAGUUGAAAAUUCCAGUCAAAGAAGUAGUGAUCGGACCAAGCCAUAUCGGAGUUCUUUUAGAGGAUGGUAAAGCAUUCCGGGUUUCGUUUUCUAUAAACUCGGAAAAAUUAGACUUGACGAAAUUGGAAAAUAAGAAUACUGUAGUUAGUGGACCUUCAACCACAAGUGCACCAAAAGCACCAUCAUCGUCUAGGCCCAUGGCCCGGUCUAGAGCACGACUGCUGCGUGCAACUGGCAGAUCUGGGUCGACGGGUCAAAGUUCUGGGUCAAGAAGUACAGGUGUUAUUAUUGGCGGAAGUUCAUCAAAUCGUCCGCUGGUAACUGUACCAGCAACAUAUGUGCCGGAGGAGCUUAUAUCUCAAGCUGAAGUGGUAUUACAAGGAAAAAGUAGAAACCUCAUUAUCAGAGAGCUUCAGCGAACGAACCUUGAUGUAAAUUUGGCUGUAAACAACUUACUUUCGCGGGAUGAUGAAGAAGCAGAGGAUACCGAAGAGGGUGGCGAUAAUUACGUACCAGAAGAUCUAAUCUCAUUAUUGGACAAUGGAUUUACUGGUGAAAACAAUAGUGUCAUUAUUGAUCCAUCCGAUGGCCUUUUUUCAGAAGAAAUUUUUAGCAAUUACUCGAGCAUUAGAAAUUUGCUUUUCGACCGUAUACGUAGUGAACGGAGCAAUACAGCCAGCUCAAGCACCGCAGAUACUAACCAAUCUCACCGUACAUCGACAUCUUCAAGUGGAGUUUUGUCUGGCAACUCUAGUUUAUCUGCACAAAUUUCUUCGGCGAACGCUGACCGUGAAGCUUUUAGUCGCUGGCGUGAUCGUCAGUACUAUGGGCCCCGCCGUUGGAUAAGUAAAGAAGAUUACUCGUGGGAAAAAGACGCUGAUUUAAAAAAAAAAGAAUGUUCUACCACGCUAUCUCCUAUUUGGAUAUCAGAAGAACUUCAACCAUGGCCUGAUAAAUCUACUACUCGAUUCAAAACAAUUGGAGCGUUAUAUUCAGAAUUUAUUGCGUUAUCCGAAAACGGAGAACUUCAUCAGUGGCGUUGGUCAGAGAGCGAGCCAUAUAAAUCAGACGCGGAUAAUAUUUAUCAUCCUAAAACGUUACCUCUCAACAUAACUGAGAAGGUGGAAUUAAUUUCUGCUAACUUUAUACGCUGCUCUGUAGUGACAGAGUCUAACCGAGUAGCCACCUGGAUGGACGAACAAUUGGGACAACAUGGCGCAAAACUAGAGCAUUCAGCUUAUGUUUUCAAUGAGUUCAUUAUGGACCCAAUAUCCACAAUCCAUGUAUGUUCUUUAUACACAGCAGUGAAAACAGAAAGCAAUACAAUAUAUUGGUGGGGCGUAUUACCAUUUGAUCAACGACGCUAUUUGUGGGAUAAAUUCAGAACUAAAACUAAGAAGCCGUUCAAGGUUACCACCUCGGAUGUCAGUGUAGGAUCUCAAGUUGUCAUGAAGAAGUGCCCCAUUUAUCAAACGGGAUCCAUUGGAUUCACGUGCACCAAUGGCAUACCUAAGGUUGGACAACUUUUGAAUUCAGUAUGGGACUUCACCGAUGUUUGCCGCAUGAAAAUUUUAAAUAUCGGCAGUGGCGUUCUACCUGAAAAAUCCCCUCCAGGCCCCUCCAGCACACAUUCACAUGCUGAAAAAGAUGUUACUAAGCCAGCAGUUGCGCAAACCACUGCCAGCAAAGCCGUACAAAUAAACUCAACAAGUAAAGAGUCAAACGACCGAAUCGAUAUGCCACCACCGCCUUCACCCGCAUCCAGCACUUGCAGUGAUACUGGUAGUGUCACGUCCCAUAAACGUACUAAGAGAAUGACAACUAAGGAUGAUAGCAAUAGUAACCAAGAAGGAAGAAAAGACGAAGAAUUAUGGCAGCUCAAAGAUAUUGUCUUUGUCGAGGACAAAGUAGGUCCAAUUGGCAAAGUGCUUAAAGUUGAUGGAGAUUUCGUGGCUGUACGCUUCCCAGCAUCGACUGGAAAUUACCUAAAUAAUACUGUUCCAAAGGAGGAAGGCAAGGAGGAUGAUUGGCAACAAUGUCGUUUGCUACGUCGUGAGGAUGUGCAGGUAUUCCGAAAUGCAAUGACGUCGCGAGGACCAGACUGGCUUCAAAAGCAACCUAAAAAAAUAAACAUUAGUCACGGAACUGAUACAAUGGGUGUGCAGUUACUUACAAUGUCAGCGGAUACACGUGGAAUUCACGUAGUGAAGAAAGUAGCCGGAAAACUGUACUACAGUCUAUAUAACUUGUACAACAGCAAACAAGAACAAAAUUGCCAAUUUCCUACAGACUGCACAUCAUUUGUAGGCUCGUCUGCUGCCAAAAUAUCGAUGGCUUGCAACAAUGACUGCAAUGGCAAUAGUAGCACGAUUGUGCUCAAGGACGGAAAUGCCGCCCUUUACCCAUUGGCUAAGGACUGCAUUGGAUCUAUAAAAGAUCCCCAAUGGUUCGACUUGCCUCCAGUAAAAUCAGUAACUAUGACCACAAUAUCAUUACCGCCAGCUACAUCAUGCGUCAAUCUGAAAUCAAAAGUGUGCAUGAUUGCCUUACUUUUCGAGAAUCAAAAGUUGAUGCCACAUAUACUACGUUGCGAUGUAAAAAAUAGUUUUGCAGUUUUGGCACGACUUGAAAAAGAAGACCGUGAUGACACGAUUCCAGUUAUCGAAGAACGUUGUGACGGUAGUCGAAAUGUAUUUCACGCAUGUGUGAUAAUGUGUGCACCAACGUCCAAUAAAGAUGCUGUAGACACAUCAAACAGUGUAUCAGACAAGAAGUCACCCUCUGCUAGCAUUUCAUUACCACGUGCUGGUGUUUCAACGGCAUACGGUACUGGUUUUACCGGUACUAGCGGCAAUACUGAUGGCUCCAGUUUUGCUACCGUGUCAGCCGGUAUGGGAGCGUCUUCUGCAUCUGCAUUAAACAGAGAGAAUCGCAUAAGCUUACGUGACAUGAUGCACCGACUAAUCAACACAGAACAACCAGAGCAUAUAAAUCAACAGUUACCUAAUACAAGUGACGACCACGCUUAUGUACCCUUACCAUGGCCAGCAGAAUCCUCUAACAACAUAAAUUCUUCAGGAGCUCAAAAUAUGGCUGACUUAGUAGAGGAUGAAAUUUCAAAAAUAAUUCCAUCCUCUCAAGGGCCCAGCACUUCAAGCAAAUUGGGCUCGCCUAAUUAUACACUUGAUCUUUUACAACGGCGUGAGCAUGCUAUUUUAACCCUACAACAAAUGUGCUCAAGUGCUGCGCUACGCCCUUAUCUGUGCCAGCUUCUGAGUGCGAAAGAUGCACAAGGCCAAACACCUUUUAUGUUAGCUGUAUCUUCUCGUGCGUAUGAGGCCGGAAUUAUUCUUCUUAACACCAUACUUAUGCUGUCUGAUCAGGACACGCUGCUCAAGGAAUCAAUGAUAUUCCCUGCUGGGUCGCCCGCCGAUCAAUCUCCACUCCAUGUAAUUUGCUACAAUGAUACAUGCUCCUUCACGUGGACUGGUGCAGAUCAUAUUAAUCAAAAUAUUUUUGAGUGCAAAACAUGCGGAUUAACCGGAUCGCUAUGCUGCUGCACCGAGUGCGCUCGAGUCUGCCACAAGGGACACGAUUGCAAACUUAAACGCACUGCGCCGACUGCAUAUUGCGACUGUUGGGAAAAGUGCAAGUGUAAGGCACUUAUAGCUGGAAAUCUUACGAAGCGAUUCGCACUGCUCUGUAAAUUAAUUUCCUGUACUGAUUUAGUUACCAAGUUCAACUCCAAAGGUGAAUCUAUUUUACUUUUCCUUAUUCAGACAGUUGGUCGACAGAUAGUGGAACAAAGGCAGUAUCGUUUUAAUGUACGAGUGCGCAAUGUAAGUAACAACGGCAGCGCUGGAAACGGCGCCAGUGCGGCCACAUCCAGUCGGAAGUCUUCCUCCUUGGAUAUUGACAACGAUAUGCCAGAUCAUGAUCUUGAGCCGCCAAAGUUUGCGAGAAAAGCGCUCGAACGCCUAUUAAUUCACUGGGAUGCUGUGCGUUCUAUGGUUAUGUGCGGAGCUGAGAAAAAUGAUACAAACUCACAGAACCCUGAGGAAAAUUUGAAUGUUUUCUUGCAAUCUCAGCAAGGUUCUACUUUACUAGACAAGUUUACUCAUAGUCUUAUAGUUAAAUGUACAAGUGAUCACCUAGAUACUCUACUGCUAACUCUUGUGCGCGAAAUGCAAAACUUUCGAUUAAGAGGGCGCUCUAGCGAAGCAGAAGAAGUUGCCCGCCGAUUUGUUCGUUCUGUAUCACGUGUGUUUGUUAUUUUUAAUUUGGAAAAACAACCGAACCCAGAAAAACGGAAGAAUCAUUCGACUUGCAGCAAAUAUGUGCAAAGCUGUGUAAAAGUGUUUCAAACACUGCAUCGGAUUUCUAUUGAAGAACUUUGUGAAGUAUCCGAAGCUCUGAUUGCCCCAGUGAGGCUUGGUGUAGUCCGACCAACAGCUCCAUUCACCACGACUUCUUCAAAUCUUGAUAACUCUGACGAUUUAUUUAGUGUCGAACCAUUGGCGCCGUCUAAUAUAGAGUCAAGUUCUGAGCAAAUUGUUACACAUGAUAGCACGCACGAUCAAUCUAGUGGCUUUUCAAUACAACAGAACUACGAAGUUGUUCCAAUGGACGCACUUAGAGAUACUUCAGAAUCGGAGGAGGUUACAAUUAGAGAAGGCAAUUCGCACAGCCAGGACGAUGAUUUAAUAGAAAAUCAACGAAAUGAAGACGGUAUGCCAGAGGACGAAAGUGAUAACGAUUUUACAUUUAAUGACGCUGAAACGGAAUCCGAUUCGGAUGAUAACCAAAGCAACCAAGAUGCACAACGCAGCGUUCAAACUGGAGCUACUGUUGGUUCAGAAACAGAUAUUGGUGUACUUUUUCUGGAAGACGAGUCUGGAGAUUCAUCAGCUCAAGAGGAGGACGGUUCAGAUGAUAGAGAAUCAGAUGAUCACUCAGACGAGUUUACUUUUCAAGACCAACAGCUCGAACGUCGCAACACAAGUUCCAAUUCCCGGAAUGACUUGGCACCCCAAACAAUGCAAUGGGCUAUUCGAAGUCGCGACACUUCUCGGUCAUCGAUACGUGUUCCAACAGGGUCGAAUUUAGUUUUUAUAGACCCCAUGGCACUACGCCGCUCUACUGUGCCGGCUAACACAGCUGUGGGUGCACCGUCUACCGAACCUCACACAAUGGCGACUACAGCAAGCAAUCUAGCACGUGCAUUUAGUAUAACUAUACGCCAAAUAUCCGAACUGUUAGGCAUUUUGUCAUACAACAUGGCAAAUAAUAUUGAAACUUCAUUAAAAAUAAAUAACGAUGACAUCGUUGCAGUGCAGGGGUUUAUGGAAAGGCGUCUGAAACCUACAUGGGAUUGGAUGUUUUCAGUGAUGGACGGUACUGAAGCACAGCUGAAAUUUGGAGCAUAUCUAACAAAUUAUACAGAUCCAACUCAUCCAUUGCAUCCACUUAACCUAAGUGCUCAGUCUAAUACCAACCAAUCACCAAGUCCGUCUGCGACAUCCGCUUCUGUGGGAAUUAAUGUAUUAGGCUCUAAUUCUCGACGGGAUUUUUUCACAUACUGCUUAUCUCUGAUGCGCGCACAUACUUCGGAACAUAGAGAUGCACUGCCUGUCUUAGAUAUAACAGCAUUGCGGCAUGUCGCAUACGUACUUGACGCUUUUAUAUACUACAUGCGUAACGACACAGGGUUUUAUGAGAAGAGUGAUACUAUUUCUGGUCGUGCAGGAAAUCUAUUCCCAACCGGAGAGAAUGAAGACACCGACGAGGAACUAACGACUAUAGAGGAAACUUGUGCAGAAUUGCAUCCUAGUACACAACCAUCAUUUCUGAUUAAUAAUCGCAAGCAUGCGUUCUUCACUAGGUCAGACUCUACUUUGAGUUUGGGCUGUUCAGCACCAGACGGGUUUGACCUUCCGCUUGACAUGGCUAUGCCACUUGCCGACAAGCCUCACCUACUGCAACCGAACUCAAAGCGGCAAGAGCUUUUUGCUAAUUUACCCUUACUCGGUACAGCAGCUGACAAUACCAGCGAUUUCAACAAAAGCACCAUUGGUGGCUCGCCUACAAAAUUAGGUUUCUCAAAUUUUCUUAAGACAGACGAAUCAGUAGUUGAUGAAAGUCCCAAUAAUCAGAAUGUUUCGACAUGGUCCGAUGCAACAACAACACUUUCAAAAACAGAUCCAACAGAAUUAGAAAGCGGUUAUAGGGUCGAUGAUACUUCAGACCAAAAUAUUUAUGUACAACUAAAAAAAAAACAAUGCUUAGAUGAUUCAAAAUCUGCUAAAGGAAAUGAUGGAUCCAGCAACACGCAGCUUAAAAAUGCCGAACCUAUGCAGACAGAUGACAAUCACGUAACAGAUGAUGCAAGUUCAAGCCGUACGGAUGUAAUAAUGGCUACAAGGCCAGAAGUUAUAAUAGCUCCUAGCAAAAGUCAAAAUCUUACUACUGUGGGCUCAAGAGACUCAGAGACUGCGUUUCAAAGGUCCGCUUUAACGCCAUCAGUUCGAAGCGUUAUUGUGCGAGCUGGCACUUCCGGCAUAAAACCCGGUGAUAUUGGAUUGUCUGAAUGUAAUAAUUCUUCGAUUCCCUCUGUGAUGGCUUCUGAAAUUGAGGAAUCUAAGUGGAAUGAUAAUCGUGCAAAGCCAGCGUUACAUACGUUGGUAUUUCCGAUUCGUGGGUCACUAUUUUACACUAAUAAUUUUUCGGAGUUACCAUCUUGGAACUUUUUACUAAGUCGAUGGAAAUUGGCGCUUGAUUUAUUUGGGCGCGUGUUCAUGGAUGAUGUGGGUAUGGAACACGGAUCCGUGUUGCCAGAGUUACGUGGUUUUCCCGUUAAGGAAAUGCGUUUUAGACGUCAUAUGGAAAAACUGCGAAAUGGUCAGCAACGUGACCUGGUGCUUUGUAAACUGGAACGCAACCGUGAAAGCUUGAUAGUUCAAACCUUUAAAGAAUUAAACGCCCAAUUUGGAAACCAAAACCGGCGUGCGCAACCACCCAUCACGUUUAAUAGAGUUAAAGUUACUUUUAAAGAUGAGCCUGGCGAAGGUUCUGGGGUCGCGCGCAGCUUCUAUACCUCCAUAUCUGAGGCCUUACUGGCCAGCGCCAAAAUGCCAAAUCUUGAGUCAGUGCAAGCAGGAACAACCCACAACAAAUAUGGGGUACCUUUUUCUAGCAUUUUGCGAAGCAGAGCCGUUUCCGGUUCCAGUCGAGAUCCGCCCACUUUGCAAAGACGAGGUACAGGUAGUAAAAUAUUGUGGCGCACAGCUCGUGAACGGAAAGCUUUGAAUUAUGAUGCUAGACCAUACAUACCAUCAAGUAAUGGAGAUAAUACUAUAGCUGAGAGCACAAACGAGCAUCUUUCUGUUCAUCUACAGCAGCUUGGAGAACGUCUAUAUCCAAAGAUAAACUCAAUUAAUACUACACACGCCUCAAAAAUUACUGGCAUGCUACUGGAGAUACCUACGCCUCAACUUUUGUCUGUUCUGUCAUCAGACGAAACGCUUCGUCAAAAAGUAAAUGAAGCUGUAGAGGUAAUAACUUUUAGGCAAAAAUCAGAAGCAAAUGCCCAAAACUCGUCAAAAAAAUCUCCAUCGGUUGUGCUAGUAGAACCCGUAGACGAUGAUAAUGAACCCUUAUUUUAUUCUCCGGGAAAACGUGGAUUUUACACCCCACGACAAGGUUUUGCGACCUUUGAACGUAUUAAUGCAUUUAGAAAUAUUGGAAGACUUAUUGGACUGUGUCUUUUGCAAAAUGAACUGCUGCCCUUGUUUCUGCAGAGACAUGUGCUUAAGUACAUAUUAAAUCGAAAAAUUAAAUUUCAUGACUUGGCCUUCUUCGAUCCAGCAUUAUAUGAAUCUUUUAGGCAAAUUAUUCAAAAUUCACAAUCAAAAGAAGGGGAGGAAAACAUCAACCGCAUGGAGUUAAGUUUCGUAAUCGAUUUAAUGAAAGAAGAAGGCGGUGGAAGUCGUGAACUGAUCCCCGGAGGCCGCGAUAUAGCUGUAACAUCCAGCAACAUAUUUGAAUAUAUAAGACGUUAUACAGAAUAUAGACUGAUUAAAUCUCAAGAAAAAGCACUUGAGGCUCUAAAAGACGGCGUUUUUGACGUCUUGCCAGAUAAUUGCAUGAAUAACCUUACAGCUGAGGACCUGCGGUUAUUGUUAAAUGGCGUAGGGGACAUUAAUGUAUCAACGCUAAUUUCAUAUACUACAUUUAAUGACGAGUCCAGUGAAGGGCCCGAUAAACUACUGAAAUUUAAAAGGUGGUUUUGGAGUAUUGUGGAAAAAAUGAACACAUUGGAACGCCAAGACUUGGUUUAUUUCUGGACAGGAUCACCAGCAUUACCUGCUUCAGAGGAAGGAUUUCAGCCUCUCCCAUCCGUUACAAUAAGACCCGCUGAUGACUCGCAUCUUCCUACUGCAAAUACCUGUAUAUCCCGACUUUAUAUUCCCCUUUAUUCAAGCAAAUCGAUUUUACGUAGUAAGAUGCUGAUGGCUAUUAAAUCAAAAAACUUCGGAUUUGUAUAAAAAACCGUAAUAUUAAUAUUGCCUUGACAAUACAUCUACUACUAAAAUA
Messenger RNA from Scaptodrosophila lebanonensis, 8872 nucleotides. RefSeq names its product E3 ubiquitin-protein ligase hyd (gene hyd). The record is from RefSeq and is a predicted model, not a curated record. NCBI's taxonomy places the organism in Eukaryota, Metazoa, Arthropoda, Insecta, Diptera, Drosophilidae. Gene Ontology annotation, cellular component: nucleus. The transcript has 19 exons. Bases 157 to 8823 code for a protein of 2888 amino acids. Gene Ontology annotation, biological process: DNA damage response; regulation of double-strand break repair; protein polyubiquitination. Gene Ontology annotation, molecular function: ubiquitin binding; ubiquitin-protein transferase activity; RNA binding.